CCAGACAUGCGACAAUGGCCGAAACCGAGUGGAUGCGGUGGACACACCCUGGACACUCUGCACUCGACCAGUUUGGCAUGGGGAUGGGUCGAGUGUGUGGCUUGGGGGGCAAACAUUUAUUUAGUCAUAAAGCUGAUGCGUAAUCUCAACAAGCCAGGCGAGUUCGAGUGGGUCAGCUGGAGUUUGUCAGUUGGCACGUUCGAGUUUGUUUGGUUGCUUCGACUAUACACAAAAUUUCUCUGCCUAAAAACGAGCUCCACCCAGCUCUAGAUACGGACGAAAAUGUCUUAUUUGACCGCGGAGACCCAGCAGAGGCACUUCAUCACACGCAGCAGCUAUGAGGGUGCCUGGGACAAGCUGGUGAAUGUGAUGGACGGAUUCGGUAGCUAUCGCUAUCCGGAUGGGAGCGAGUACCGCGGCCGGUUCCACCAGGGUCAGUUCCACGGCUAUGGGCACUUGCGGCUGGCCCAACCGUACCGCUUUACGGUCAAGGGUGAGUUCGAGCAUGGUCGUCUGGUGACGGUGGAGGACAUGUGGUUCUCCGACGGCCUGCAUGUCGAGGGCCGGUUCGCCGGUUCGAAGCUGGAGUGCGAUGAUUGGGACUACCUGACGCCCAGCGAUCGGCGCUAUCAUUCCGAGCGUCGUUAUGGCCAACAGCCGGUGGGACCCACCGCUUUCAUAACGGCCAAAAUGCUGCCGCGCGAUAUUCCGCCGCAUUGCUAUGAUGUGGAGGAGGGCCUGUUCAACAGUAAGACCUGCUGGUUGACGGACCGCCCGGGUCCCUUCCGCGGUACCAUGUAUGUGGGCUGCAAGCGGGAUAAGGACUGGAUCAAGCGGCAUUGCCGGAAGGCUCGCACCGCACAUCUAAGUGAGCCGGCGUCGAGCUUUUGCCGACACAUUAUAGCAAACAAUUUGGCCACGGAGCGCACGCAGAUGCGCCGCACUGCCAUCUAUGCGCCCAAUGGGGAGGUGCAUCGGGAGCGGUACUAUCAUAAACUGACCAAGCAGCGGGGUCAUCCGGAGGAGCCACUGCAGACCGCUCCACUGCGUUCAGUGCGCAAUGACGAUCCCGCCUACGAAACGGAGAUGUGUGUGCGUGCCUACGCCAGGAUGCUGGACAAACGGCAGCGGGAUCAGCAGGAGUACCAGAAGCUCCAUCCCUGCGCCAAAAUGGAGAAGAUUACGGGACCCCGCGAAUGGACGAGUACCUCGGAUGUGCGCAAUCCGGAAUCGGGAGGUGCCUCCAGUUGCCAGUCGGAGAGUUUCGGGGAGCAAUCACUGCCCAUUAACGUUACGGAUGCCUAUCGAUCGGCCCACACCAUGAUGCAGAAGCGACCGGCGGACAACAUCAACGUGGUGCAGUCCAAUCUGAUACGCCACAAUAGUUACAUGGACAUGACGCGUUCCAUAUUUGAAUUGUAGAUCCCUUAGAUCAAUGUGUUUUAAUGUACGUCGUUUCCAAUUAAAAAUUUUAGUUGUUGCUCUGUAGUAAUUAUAGCCACGAGCUCAGAAGUAAACCCAAUAAAUAUGAAUGAAUUAACUUG
Molecule: messenger RNA, 1544 nt
Organism: Drosophila rhopaloa
Lineage: Eukaryota; Metazoa; Arthropoda; Insecta; Diptera; Drosophilidae
Exons: 1
Coding region: 283-1422 (379 amino acids)
Source: RefSeq, a predicted model, not a curated record